Molecule: messenger RNA, 306 nt
Organism: Lottia gigantea (owl limpet)
Lineage: Eukaryota; Metazoa; Mollusca; Gastropoda; Lottiidae
Exons: 2
Coding region: 1-306 (101 amino acids)
Source: RefSeq, a predicted model, not a curated record
AUGAGUGUUAUAAACAGAGAACAGAUGUUAAUUUUCUCUAACAAACACUAUGAAAUGAAUAGAUGUACAGCUUGUUUAGUUUUGGUCCUGGUUGUUAUCCUAACUGUGAACGCUGUUCAGAGUGCCAGAGGAAACGGUCGACAGCGUCCACAGUUAUUUGGUCGACAUGGUGUACGUCCUGGUAUGAACGGUUUGGUAUUUGGAAAGAGAAAUUCCGAGAGCCAAGAAAUGCAGCAAGAUUGUUGGAGUUCGCUCAAUUUAUGUUUAAAAGUUAUAUUAAAUAAUGGGGAUAUGGAAGAAGUUUAG